This is a messenger RNA of Thunnus maccoyii (southern bluefin tuna), 1949 nucleotides long. It is a transcript of the gene ldhba, whose product is annotated as lactate dehydrogenase Ba. Gene Ontology annotation, molecular function: L-lactate dehydrogenase (NAD+) activity. Gene Ontology annotation, biological process: carboxylic acid metabolic process. The transcript is spliced from 8 exons. The record is from RefSeq and is a predicted model, not a curated record. Gene Ontology annotation, cellular component: cytoplasm. Bases 155 to 1159 code for a protein of 334 amino acids. Lineage: Eukaryota; Metazoa; Chordata; Actinopteri; Scombriformes; Scombridae.
CUCUUCCUCCUCCUCCUCACUGCAAUCAGCUCAGUUCCACACUUCUCUGCAUCUCCCGUUAGCCGCUGGACGCUGCAACGACUCCUCCUUUCUCCUCCACCGGACCAGAUAGCGGAUAUCACCCUUUAGAAACAACCGAACAACAUCUCUGAUCAUGUCGUCAGUACUGCAGAAGCUGAUCAGCCCCAUGGCCAGCGGCUCCGCUGAGCCUCCCAGGAACAAGGUGACGGUGGUCGGCGUGGGCCAGGUGGGCAUGGCCUGCGCCGUCAGCAUCCUGCUGCGGGAUCUGUGUGACGAGCUGGCUCUGGUGGAUGUGAUGGAGGAUCGUCUGAAGGGAGAGAUGAUGGACCUGCAGCACGGCAGCCUCUUCCUCAAGACCUCCAAGAUCGUUGCUGACAAAGACUACGCGGUGACAGCCAACUCUCGCCUGGUGGUGGUGACAGCCGGUGUUCGCCAGCAGGAAGGCGAGAGCCGCCUCAACCUGGUGCAGAGGAACGUCAACGUCUUCAAGGCCAUCAUCCCCCAGAUCAUGAAGUACAGCCCCAACUGCACGCUCAUCGUCGUCUCCAACCCCGUCGAUGUGCUGACCUACGUGACCUGGAAGCUGAGCGGUCUGCCCAAACACCGCGUCAUCGGCAGCGGCACCAACCUUGACUCCGCCCGCUUCCGCUACAUGAUGGCCGAACGUCUCGGCAUCCACGCCAGCUCCUUCAACGGCUGGGUGCUGGGCGAGCACGGAGACACCAGCGUGCCUGUGUGGAGCGGUGCCAACGUGGCAGGAGUCAACCUGCAGAAGCUGAAUCCUGAGAUCGGCACUGAUGCUGACAAGGAGCAGUGGAAGGCCACACACAAGGCUGUGGUGGACAGUGCCUACGAGGUGAUCAAGCUGAAGGGUUACACCAACUGGGCCAUCGGCCUGAGUGUGGCCGACCUGACCGAGAGCAUCAUCAAGAACAUGAGCCGCGUCCACCCCGUCUCCACCAUGGUCAAGGACAUGUACGGCAUCAGUGAGGAGGUCUUCCUGUCUCUGCCCUGCGUUCUGAACAGCAGCGGCGUGAACAGCGUUAUCAACAUGACCCUGACAGACGCCGAGGUUGGCCAGCUGAGGAAGAGCGCCGACACACUGUGGGGCAUCCAGAAGGACCUCAAGGACCUCUGAACACUCCAACACAUAUAUAACACACAGCAAUGAUCCGGAGAGGCCUGUCCACACGCACACACACUCUCUUUUAGACUCUUGUUUUAAAGGACAAUACCAGUGUUUUUAAAAAAUGAUGUCAGUUAAGUGUUCAGUUUUAUAAUGUAUGUCAUCAGUAUGCAUUAUGUCACCGUCUAUUUCCUGUCAAUCAUCAACACCUCAAAAAAGUCAUAAAAAAUGACUGGUAUUCUCCUUUAAAAAAAGAAAAAAAGCACAUUUGCUCCCCAUCUCUCUGCUCUAGUAGGCUGAAGUUGCUGUGUUAUUGUGUCUGUGGUAGGAGGUGUAGGCUGACCUGUGUUACUGUACUCUGUAUGGAUUCUUGUGUUUCAGCUGGAUCAAACACAACCCUCAAAGCCAAAAGUGUCACUGUUCUCUUCCUGUUUGUACUGAGUUGUUCCUUCAGCUCCCUGCAGGGAAUCACUGAGAAAAAGACCAUAAACGUCCAGAGAAAGACCCUAAAAAUCCGAAAGGACACUUGUUUUCUUCCUGCCUUUGUCUAAAAGUGAGACUGUACAGCACAGAGACGGCUACACAUUUAUGUCAACACGCAUCAAAUAGUGAAUUGUGAGUUUAAUGUGGGUUUUUCUUCUCCUGUUUCCUCGGUGUUGUCAAAGGGAGACGGAGCGGUGGGGGAGAGUGGAAAUGUCUUUUUAACCAUAAAACAAAAUCAGUUGUGACUGUCUGACCUUGUGUUGUAAUCUGUUGGAAACAGCAACGUGUAACUUAAUUAAUAAACUUCAACCUCAUGAAA